AUGGAUGGCGGCUCGCGUAUGGAGCAGCUCGACGAGGAGGAGGCGGAGGACUACGAAGCGGCGCCCGAGACACCCGUCGGAGGCGCCGACAGAGACGGCGGCGGCACGCGAGACAACCUCCCCAUCCCAAUCUUCGACGGGAGUGGCUGGCGGGACUUCUCGCGGCGCGUCGAAGCCUGGCAGCUGGCGACCUCCCUCAGGUCCGAGCGUCGCGGCCCAGCGCUCCACGCUAGGCUGCAGGAUGAUGCUUGGGCCGCCGUCGAGGACAUCGACAUGCAGAGGCUCGCCGAGCCAGGAGGGCUCGAGUUUCUGAUGCUCGAGCUCAAAGACCGCUUUGAGGAGCAGCAGAUACUGCGACAAGGAGAUGAGCAGAUACGUACGUUCAAGAGGAGGUUCAACAUUCUCGUGCAUCGCCUGGCCAAGCUCGCCGCGACGUUGCCCGCGAUCGUGCUCGGAUGGUUCUUUCUGAAGAAGCUGCGGCUGCCGAGCGAUCGACGGGCGAUGGUGCUGGCCAGUGCGAACAAUGACUACGAUUUUAAGGCGAUGUCCGCGGCGGCCGAGAGAAAUUGCCCCAAUGUUGCCGAGUUCGACCGGCCAGGCGGCCGCGGACAAGAUCAGACAUUCAAGCCCAAGAAGUUCCGGAGGUUCGCCCCACGAGGUGGGCAACAUCGUGCCAUGCACGCCGAGCCCGACGACGAGGAGGUGCACGACCCAGGCCAGGACUACCUACACGACCUGGGCGAGGACGAGUACCAAGCCGUGGAGUCUUUCUUGGCGAACGGUGGAGACCCUGCCGACCUCCCGGGCCUGGAUGAGUUCGAGGGCGACGCUGGCGACCAGGGGCCCGGUGACGACCAGGAUGAGACCAUGGCGGCGCUGGCGGAGGCGUACGUGGCAGGUUUUCGUGAGAGCAACAAGCGUUUCCAGCAGGAGGAUAAGUUUCGAAUGAAGUUCACGAGUGCAAAGUUCAAAAUGAAGGAUUUCAAGAACCAGCGGGGCUACCCUCCGCCAUCAGCACCGCGUCAGGUUCAACGAGACCCCAAGAGGCAGAAGGAGAUUGGCGACCUGAAGAAGAAUUCAGUCUGCAAGGCCUGCGACCAGCGAGGGCACUGGAAGGGCGACCCUGAGCCGAUGUUGGCCAUCCAUGACAGCGGCUGCGCGGAGGCGGAGCCGCGCAGGGUCAUGACACCUAUUGGCGAGAAGAAGCCGAACACUAGCUCGGGCUUCUACUCUUCCCUGGCCCUCUCGUUCCCGGUGUUCAUCUUCGCCUCCUUCGAGGAGAUGCGGAGGCGCGUCGGGUUCGCGAUCUAUGACAGCGGCUGCACCAGGUGCGUGAUGGGCUACAACAUGCUGAAGCUGUGGGCGGCGCUCUUGAGGCGCUGCACGCGUGGCCCGAGGUGCCAGCGGGUCGACGAGAAGGAGCGGUUUCGGUUCGGAGCUGGCGACCCGGUCUGGAGCACCUUUGCAGCGCUGAUCCCGAUAUGUGUUUCACAUCGUAUUUCAGGCAUUCUGCGAAUCAGCAUUGUGCCGGGCGACCUGCCGCUGCUCUUUUCGAGGCCAGCAGCGAAGCAGCUCGGGAUCCGCGACGACCCGAGGACCAGCACCUUCAGUUUUCCCGAGGAGCUGGGCGUGCCACCCGUGCCGGUCACAGAAGCUGACUCCCUGCGUCCGCUGCUUAACUUGUUUCAGUUCCCAGCAGAAGGCUGGGUGGCGCCGCCAGGAGCAGUCUUGGACGAGACGGUUCAGCAUCCAGAGGUGCCGGGCCAGGUCCAGGACAUCAAGCAAACGCUCAUGGUCUACAAAAACAUCUUGAUGAAUGCGGCCCAGGCUCUCAUGGCACCCAUGCGCGGCGUAAUGAUCAGCAUGGGCUACCGGAAGUGUAUCAUCUCGAGGUUGACUCAUGUGAGACCGAUUCGGAAGGGGAUCACUCAGAUGACGAAGGCGGAGUUGCGCGCGGAGCUGCUGACCAUAGGAGUGGAUACCUCGGGGAGCGAGACGUGUGCAGCCCUACGGGAAAGCCUGCGAGCCACUCGACCGCCCGAGGAGGCAAAACACCAGAAGGGGGGCCCCAGGGCAAAGCUGGCGUCGGGAUUCAGCAAGCUCAAGAAGCCCGAGGCCAUCGCUUUCUGCCAGGCUGCAGGCAUCGCGUUCGACGGGGCGGCGGACGCCCUGAAGCUCAGGAUCAAGGCGUGGGCAGCAGCAGAAGGUCCGAUGCCAUCAAGCGCCGUCUCCGCGAAGUCCUUGCUGGCUUCGGCUACUCCUUCGAGAAGGUCCGUGCAGUCGAGCAGCGCAGGACCACCCCCGAAGGCAACUCCAAGCACGCCUCCCAUGGCGAGGGAGAUCCAGGCCAAGGUCAAGAAGCGAGGUCCCCCGAGUACGUCAUCUCACAUGAGUCUGGACACCAAAGAAGAUCGCUUGGCACGGAUUCGGACGGCACCGACUCGGACAGCAGUGACGACGCCAGUCCCGGCGGCGGAGGUGGACUGGGACCCGGGCCAGGACCUCGCGAGAGUCGACGAGGAGAGCGACGAGUCCGAGCUGAGCGAGGCGGAGACCGAGUCGAGCGCGGCCGAGACCGACCAGGACAAGGAGCUGAUGAACCACCUCGAUCUCGGUUUCCAGCUGGUCAGCUGCGCCAAGGCCGCGGGGGGGCCCGCCGCCAAGGAGGUGCGCGUCGCGGUCGACGAGGACGGCGCCAAUAUCAAUUUCGUGGAGAUCUGGGGUGGCAAGGCCGCGGCAUCGCGCGAGGCCGCCCGUCGAGGUUUUCGCGUCGGCCAGCCCUGGGACAUCGAGUACGGCGACGAUCUCAAGAAGCCGAUUGUCCAGCAGCAGCUGAUCGACUUCGUGGAUCGCGAGAAGCCAGACUGCCUGGUGCCCGAGCUGACCUGCAGGAUUUGGAGCCACAUGCAGAACCUCGUGUUCAAGGGGGACGAGCAGCGCCUGCGGCGGGCGCGGCUGAAGGAGCUGCCGACGCUGAAGUUAGUCGAGAAGCUCUUCGGGCUGCAGUACGAGGGCGGACGCAUGGCUGUGCUGGAGCACCCGUGGCUGGGGCAGUCUUGGAACGAGGGCCCUUGGAAGAGGCUCAGACAACUGCCAGGCGUGGUCGAGUUCCAGACUGAUAUGUGCGCGCAUGGCCUCACCUGCCCUCAGACCGGGAAGGCAGUCAAGAAGCCUACGUGGAUAUUGGCGACUCACGCACCUUUUGAGAAGCACUGCGGCUUGCGGUGCACAGAGGACCACGACCACGCGGAGCUGAAGGGCUAUGGCAGUAAGGGCAUCUCCUGGAGCCAGGUCUACGCCAAGGACUUCAGUCGGCGCAUCGUCGAUGCGUUCGAGGAGGUGCGCAACAAGAGCUACCAGGCCAUGGCGGCGGACGUCGACGACGAGGACGACGAGGCACCCGAGGAGGAGCCCAUGGGCUCCAGAGCGAUCUCGUUCGGGGAGAAGGCUGGCCUUCUGCCGCUGGAGGUUCGAUCUCACCUUCGACGCCUUCACCAGGACCUCGGGCAUCCCUCGAACGACGACCUGGCCAGGAACCUGAGGCUCAACGGCGCGGACGAUGCCCUCGUCCGCGGCGCCAAGCACCUGCGCUGUGCUACGUGCAACAGGACCAAGCCUGCUGCGGGAUCUCAUCGAGUCUCUCGCCUGUCGCCCGUCGGCGGUUUCAAUGACGAGCUGGGCGUCGACGGCCUCUACCUUCGGAGCGCGCACGGGAAGCCCUACCUGUUCCUGUCGCUCGUCGAGGCCUCAACGACGCACCACGUCGCGCGCUACCUGAAGAACAGGAAGCCAGCCACCGUGGCUAAGGUCUUCCGAGAGCUGUGGCCGGCUGGACCGCCUAGCGUGGUCAGGCUCGACCCAGACGGCAUGUUCUACACCGAGCUUCAGGAGGCCAUGGACAUGAUGGGGAUCCGCGUCAAGGCCGUGGCGGGCCAGGCGCAGUGGCAGAACGGCCGCGCUGAGCGGCAUGGCGGCUGGCUCAAGCUCAUGGUCAACCGCGUCGUCGAGCACAAGUCAGUCACGAGCCGCGGUGACCUUGACACCGCCGUCUGGAAGACCUGCCAGGCCAAAAACGACAUGCGUCGGAUCUGCGGCUUUUCACCGUCGCAAUGGGUGUGCGGAUGCUCGCCUACCAUGUCCGCCGACCUGAUCGAUCGGCCUGGCCAGAUUGCAGAGCACAGCAUGCAUCACGUGUCCACGGAGCUCGCCAGGAGGAUGGCUAUCCGCACGGCUGCGCGGACGGCCUUCGUGGAGCUGCAGAAUAGUCAAGCGCUCCGCCGAACACUCUUGCGGAAGCCGAGGGUCGCCCGCAUCAACUACCAGAACGGGGACCUGGCGUUCUACUGGCGGCUGCGCAAGGGGACGAAGCUCCACGAGUGGCGAGGCCCAGCCGUCGUCAUCAGCCCGGCGGGAGCGUCCAACUUUUGGCUCUCGCAUGGUGCUGGGACAGUUCAAGUUUCUCACGAGCAGCUCCGACCCGCUGAGGAUGGGGAGAUCUGGUGGCCCGGUCAGGGCGACGAUCCCAACGUCGAGGAGCUGAACGAACUCAUCCGCCAGGUCGAGAAGGAGGACCAGCCAGAGUACGAAGACGACCGAGGGCUGGGACCGCGUGAAGCGGAAGAGAAGGCCCAACCUCUACAGCGGAGAGAAGGCCAGGACCUCGGGGACACCCUCGAGGAGCGAGCGAGAGAGUUGGAGCUGGAGAUCGAGGAGAUCGAGAGGGACAAGCGCCCGGCUGACGCUGCCGAGCGCCUGGGGGACGAGCCGCCCCGCAAGCGGCAGGAGGCAGCUGCGCCAUCGGGGCCCGCGUCGUCGACCCGCGCGGGGCCUCCCGCGUCGACAGCGACGCCCUCUCAGCCAGCUCUACCCGAACAAGGAGUUCCAUACGCGAAGGAGGAGUUCAAGAAGCGUCGGGCGGCUUUACAAGCCCGGCAGAUCCAGGCGUUCCGUCCGUUCCCCGUCGGACCGCUUCAGCACCCAGGCGAUCAUCCAGAACAACCCGUUCACUUCGCAAAUUUCAGUUUCGGCCUGAUCGCGAAGCGGAGCUGGAACACGACUAGGCUGCAACGUCGAGCGCUGGAAAAGGAGAUGCCAUGGGACAUGAUUCCAGCCAGCGACCGCCCCCUCUAUCGCGAGGCGGCCGAGUUGCAGUGGAAGCAGUGGGAGAACUACGACGCCGUCGAGCCGCUCUCAGUCGAAGAAAGUCAGAAGGUUCGUGAGCGAGUCCACCAGAGCCGCAUCUUGACGUCGAGGUUCCCCUACUGGAAAAAGAACGCUGAAGUCAAGGACGCGCCGCCCAAGCCGAAGGCUCGGCUGUGCUGUGGUGGCCACAACGACCCGGACCUCGCGAUGGGGCUCAGGGCCGACGCACCGACCGUGUCGAGGCAUUCGGUGCUCACCUUCCUGGCAGUGGCGGCGGCGUACGAUUUCGAUAUCGUGGCCGGCGACAUCGAGUGUGCCUUCAUGCAGGGCGAGGAGCACGGGCGCGCCGAGGAGCUCUACAUGUCUCAGCCCAAGGAGGGCCUGCCGAACAUGGACCCUCGGUGCCUCCUGAAGGUCAAGAAGGGCAUCUUCGGGCUUGCGGAUGCGCCGCGGCUGUGGUGGCGACGUCUGCGUCGGGGCCUGGUCGAGGCGGACUUGAAGGACGAGGAUGUCAAGCCCAUCCUCAUGAUGCAGUCCCGGCUCGACCCGACGGUGUUCCGCGGCUUCAGCGAGGACGGCAGGCUGUGUAUCUUGGUCUGCGUACAUGCUGACGAUCUCCUCGUAGCCACGAAGUCGCAGGCCCGACGUCAGGGAGUUCGAGGUCUCUUCAACUUCGGCGAGUGGCGUCACGUGCCUGUGGUGUUCUGCGGGAAGCUGCUGCAGGCGGACCCAGAAGGAGGUUUCCUGCUGGACCAGUCGACCUUCAUCGAGGGCAGGCUCGAGCCGAUCGAGAUCGACAAGGCCCGGAAGCGUGAUCCGAGCCUGGAGUGUAAUGCCCGCGAGAUCGCGGACAAUCGCAGUGCAGUCGGCAGUUUGGGAUGCGCAAGCAGAAUGCCCCCCUGCAUCCAAGACCUGCUGGACGUCAAUAAGGUCAUCGGAGUGCUGCAGAGCUCGGCCAGCGAGAAGUUUCACAUCCCCAAGCUGGACGUGGAGUCCCCGUGGUGCCUGAUAGUCUACCACGACGCUGCAUGGGGAAACGCACUCACCGAGGAUGAGGCCCUACGCCGGAUCGCUCAAGGGGAGAAGGUCCACUCGCAGGCGGGGUACCUGGUCUACCUGUGCGAGCGUGCAGUUGCUGAAGGACGCCCGGGAAAGGCGACCCAAGUGAAUUGGAGAAGCCACACGCUGCCGCGCGUGGCUAGGAGUACCUUCGCUGCCGAGACUCAGAGUUGUACCGAGGCGUUUGACUCAGCAGAGUUUGUGCGCGCUGUGAUACUCGAGAUGAUGUGUGCCGACCUAGAUGUGACCAACCAUGAGAUGCUAGCCAACAUUCGUAUGCUCCCGAUCACGUGUGCGGCGGAUUGCAAGUCGCUGUGUGACACCCUCCAGCGGGGCGCCGGUAAGCUCCCGCAGGAGAAGCGCCUGACCGUGGAUCUGGCUUGGCUGCGUGAGGCCAUGCAGCAGGAGGCCGCCGUGGACCCCCGCGAGAGUAGGAACGUGGCAGAUGUGCCGAUGCGGUGGGCCCCCACAGCUUAUAUGUUGGCCGACGUUCGCACUAAGACGAUGGAUUUGACAG
Prorocentrum cordatum is the source of this 6718-nucleotide messenger RNA. The record is from the annotation of a GenBank genome assembly. Lineage: Eukaryota; Dinophyceae; Prorocentrales; Prorocentraceae.